This is a messenger RNA of Diaporthe citri, 1830 nucleotides long. RefSeq lists its product as uncharacterized. Gene Ontology annotation, molecular function: long-chain fatty acid transmembrane transporter activity; long-chain fatty acid-CoA ligase activity. Lineage: Eukaryota; Fungi; Ascomycota; Sordariomycetes; Diaporthales; Diaporthaceae. The transcript has 6 exons. The coding region runs from base 1 to 1830 and encodes 609 amino acids. The record is from RefSeq and is a predicted model, not a curated record.
AUGUCUCUAGUCUCCGCUGCCCUCGUGGGCCAAGCUGCUGCUGCUGUGGCAGGCCUCGCCUACCUCAAUGCGCGCUUCUCUAUUGGCCAGGACCUCAACUUCCUGCUCAGCCGUAGGGCGGCCUAUUCAGCGUUGAUGAAGACAGCCUCCAAGGGUCGCCUAUCCAUAUACUACUACUUCGAAGACUCAGUCAAGGAGAAGGGUGACUCAGAAGCUCUCUGGUCUCACAGCGAGUGCCUUACUUACAACCAGACCUACGCCCGCGUUAACCAAUACGCACAAUGGUUCCUCGCUCAGGGCGUCCAGCCCGGCGGUUUCGUCGCCCUCUUGAUGGUCAACUCCGCGGAUAUGGUCUGCGCCUGGUUCGGGCUCCUAGCCAUCGGCGCCGCACCCGCCCUGGUCAACACCAACCUCGCCGCCAAGGCCCUGAUUCACUCCAUCGAGAUCGCAAAGGUCAAGCUCAUCCUCGCCGACGGUGACGCUGAUCUGCUGGGUCGCUUGGACGGCGUGCGGGGCGACCUGGAGGCCAACGGCCACCGUAUCUGCACGCUGGGCGAGGUGCGCGGGCAGAUUCUCAGCAUGGACCCCGUGCGGCCUAGUGACGAGCUGCGCAAGAGCGUCGGCGUGGACGCACCGCUGGCACUGGCGUACACGAGCGGUACCACAGGAUUGCCGAAAGCCAUCUCGUUCCCCAUGGUCGUUGUCUUCCUGUCGGCGACGGUGAAGCGUCGCGGGUUCGGUGAGAUCAGCGUCGCAGACCAGAGAUGCUACAACUGCAUGCCAUUCUAUCACAUGACGGGUGGCCUCCACGCCAUCCUGCAACUUCUGACUCGCGAUACUCUCUGCAUAGCCCCCAAAUUCCACGCCCGUACCUUCUGGGAUGACAUCCGCGCCUCGCAGGCAACUUUCUUCAUUUACGUCGGCGAGGCCCUGCGAUACCUACUCGCCCAGCCGCCGUCGCCGCUCGACCGCGCCCACAACGUGCACACGAUCCUCGGCAACGGGCUGCGCGGCGAUGUGUGGAUCCCAUUCCGGGAGCGCUUCGGCAUCAGCACGAUCCACGAGUUCUACAACUCAACAGAGGUCAUGUUCGGGCUUGACAACUCGAGCAGGGGCGACUUCACGGCCAAGUCGCUCGGAGUGCACGGGCUGAUUCUUCGGACGCUCUUCUCGCGCAUGUACGUGCCGGCCGCCACCGACGCCGAGACGGGCGAGCUACUGCGCGACCCGAAGACGGGCUUCGCCACCCGCGUUCCCUUCGAUCAGGGCGGCGAGAUCCUCGUCCGCCUCGACUACCAGAGCAAGCUGCCCGGCCGCACCUUCCGCGGCUACUGGGACAACGAGGGCGCCACCAGCGCCAAGAUCGCCCGCGACGUCUUCGAGAAGGGCGACGCGUACUUCCGCACCGGACGCCCUACGCCGCGACUCCGACGGUCCACCGCCGAGGUGAGCGAAGUCCUCGGCGCGUACGGCCGCGGGGUCAUCGAGGCGGUCGUCUACGGCGUGCAGCUCCCUGGGCAUGAGGGGCGGGCUGGUGCCGUGGCGCUGUUGAUCGAGGAGGCGAGGCGGGAGAGCUUUGACUUCGCGGACUUUCUAAGACACUCCCGCGCCAACCUGCCCAAAUACGCCGUGCCAAUCUUUAUCCGCCUCGUCUCGGAGCCUCUCAGCACGGGAAACCACAAGCAGAACAAGGUGCCGCUCAAAGCCGAGGGUGUCGACCCGGACAAGGUGUCCAGCGGCGACGCCAUCUACUGGGUCCGCGACGACACCUACGUGCCCUUCACCCGCGCAGACUGGGAGGGACUAUCAAAGGGCCGGGCCAGGCUGUGA